ACCAACUACAAUCUGAGAGAUGUCUGGAAAUACGACUUGCGAGGACAUCAAUGUGAAUUUUACGCACAACUUUCUGCCGCCUGUGUACAUCACUGUGUUCGUCGUCGGGACGCUGUCCAACAUCUGGGGGCUAAGAAGCGUGUGCACCAGCUGGAACAACAUUGGAAACAUCAACAUCUUCAUGCUCAACCUCGGGGUGGCGGACCUGCUGUAUCUGUCCACUCUGCCGUUCCUUGUGGACUAUUACGCGCACGACAGCAAAUGGAAGUUCGGCCAGCCUUUCUGCAAGGUGACCCGCUUCUGCUUCAACCUCAACCUUUACGGCAGUAUCGGCUUUCUCACCUGCAUAAGCAUCUACAGGUAUUUGGGCAUCGUGCACCCCAUGAGAGUGAUGGGGAAAAUCACCAGCCAGCACUCGCUGGCUAUAAGCGCCCUGGUCUGGCUUUUCGUCAUUGUUCAGAUCCUCCCUGAUAUGUUCUACGACAAAAAUGAUCUAAUCGCACCACACUCGUGUUUCGACACCACCUCGAACGAGCUGACCAAGGCCUACCUGCCCUACAGCCUAGCUUGGACC
Molecule: messenger RNA, 574 nt
Organism: Micropterus salmoides (largemouth bass)
Lineage: Eukaryota; Metazoa; Chordata; Actinopteri; Centrarchiformes; Centrarchidae
Product: P2Y purinoceptor 1-like
Exons: 1
Biological process (GO): G protein-coupled receptor signaling pathway
Cellular component (GO): membrane
Molecular function (GO): neuropeptide receptor activity
Source: RefSeq, a predicted model, not a curated record